Laetiporus sulphureus 93-53 is the source of this 1412-nucleotide messenger RNA. RefSeq lists its product as uncharacterized. Bases 167 to 1312 code for a protein of 381 amino acids. The transcript is spliced from 4 exons. The record is from RefSeq and is a predicted model, not a curated record. NCBI's taxonomy places the organism in Eukaryota, Fungi, Basidiomycota, Agaricomycetes, Polyporales, Laetiporaceae.
GCUAUGAGCAAGCCAGUCUUAUGCUGUGAAUAGCUACACGGAGCGCGAGUUGCAUCAUUGUCGCGGUUGCAUUGCGGGGCCAAUGAUAGUGCCGUGACCGUAACGAUUGCGUACAGCGCGGCCGCUCGCUCUCCUACCUUGCGGGCCUCAGAUCUUCUUGAAUUUCAUGAUGAAUGCACCUAUUUUCACCAAUCUUCACAUCCUCCUCAACCAAGAACCAGACGAGUGGCACCUUGCCCUGCAGAUUCCUGCCGAGGAGUUGUCUGUCUUCUCCCUUUGCCCUCCCCGCUGGAUGGCCUAUCUGGCAUUCACAAUCACCGGCUGUCGGGGUGUCCUUCUUGGACCUGAUCUCACCCCUGUGGACCUCGACGACUCGACGUCGAUCGAUAUAUCCCAGAAUAACAAUUACUACUACCGUCACGAAGGCGACCUCUCUCCUGUUGAUUUAGCCAUCGAGCGGCGUUGCAUCUGGGACUCUUCGUCAGAUAGUGGGCGUUGUGGCGAUUUUGCGUCCCGCGUCACCGAAAGAGACGGCAACACAUGCGUUCUGAGCGGAGGACCUCCUCUCGCGUGUGACGCUGUCCAUCUGAUCCGCUUCUCACUCGGAGAUGAGUACAUCACUCACCUAACUACCAAGCGAAAAAUCGGCAAUGACCCUAUAAUCAAAGAAAUUGACGAUGUUCGCAAUGGGAUUCUUGUCAAUUGCCUCAUUCAUCGAUAUCUUGGGAGGAGCGCGGCAUUUUUAAAGGUUCCAAAUCUCUUCCUGGAAGCACGACACGUGUGUCAGGGCGCCGUCGAUCAGGCUUCCUCUCAGUAUCACUUCCAAGUUUUUGACAAGACAUUGCGUGUCGGCGAAUUCAAUAAGAUGACCUUGCCCCAUAAUCGACCUGCACGCCUCCCACAGACGUGCGAAGCGAGGGAGUCAAUGCCUACGCACACGGUCCUUGCCAUAUUGUACGGCUUCGUCGCAUUGAAGACCUGGGGCGUCGAUCAGUUCAUGACGGCGUUGCAGGAAAGAUGGCCUCGCUUCUACUCGGAAGAAGUCCACAGUAGUCGGGAUGGUGGCGCCGAACAGGUGAAGCGGGACAUGGAGUUGAGCGAGCAGAAGACGGCACAGCACGCUCAGGAGAGGGCUGACCGGACACAUGCGCGCGACAGGAUGAUAUUCGACGCGCUUCUGAUGCUGCCCAGCGUUCUGGAUCCCGGCAGGGCGCAAAGGAUGGAGGAGAGGAGGCGUGAGGCAGAAGAACUUGAAGAGACGGCCUCUCGUGCGCGGGUUGACGAAUGGCUGAAGAAUGGACUAGACAUGUAGCGGUAUGAAUAGUCGGUGGGCCGCCGGCUUUAGUGUGACCGUCAACGACCUCCUGCCCACCCGACGAUUUAGGAGGGGUAGGAGCAUGCGAGAUUUCCUU